This is a messenger RNA of Ascochyta rabiei, 399 nucleotides long. RefSeq lists its product as uncharacterized. The coding region runs from base 1 to 399 and encodes 132 amino acids. The record is from RefSeq and is a predicted model, not a curated record. The transcript is spliced from 2 exons. Lineage: Eukaryota; Fungi; Ascomycota; Dothideomycetes; Pleosporales; Didymellaceae.
AUGCCUCUUACAUCUUCCCGUGCCCACCGCACUACGGCUACUCCCCGCACCACGCGGACUACCCGCUCUAGUACCGCCCAUCCAAGCCUCAAGAGCAAGCUCCUAGGCGGCGGCACCAACCGACGCACUGCCACCAAGCGCAAUCCUGUGACUGGCUCCACCACAACCACAACCACAACGACCAAGACCACGAGAACAACUGGCGGUCCUCACACUGCUGGCCACCACACUACCGCUACUCCGGUUCACCACCACAAGCGCCAUGCUACCAUGGGCGAUAAGGUCUCUGGCGCCCUCACUAAGCUCAAAGGCUCUCUUACUGGCAGGCCUGGUGUCAAGGCUGCUGGCACUCGUCGUAUGCACGGUACUGAUGGCCGCAAUGCUCGUCGCGUCUACUAA